This is a messenger RNA of Klebsormidium nitens, 635 nucleotides long. NCBI's taxonomy places the organism in Eukaryota, Viridiplantae, Streptophyta, Klebsormidiophyceae, Klebsormidiales, Klebsormidiaceae. The record is from the annotation of a GenBank genome assembly.
GCACCGCCGUCCUUCCAAUGGCCUUGUCGACGCCUGGUCCGCCAACUGGCAACCUGACAGCCUGUAUCAAGAUCGGGUUCGGCCGAAACGUCAACUGUUCCGCCGUUUCGACCCCCUUCGGCCCCGGUAACUCGACCAACUGCGUCUGCGGGGCUUACACCGGGGGCACCCUCCUCACCCCGACCGUCUGCCAGGCCACCGUGCAGUGCUCCACAUGCACCCGGGGCUGCAACCGGGACGCCGACUGCUUCCCCGGGGUUUGGCGCGCCCGGCGCCGCGAGAGGAAGCUACGCGCGGACAGCGGGACUGCGGCUGCAUACGUACGUACGCGCUGCGCCGCCGUCGAUCGUGAGCCUGCGGCCCGCUUUCUGAGCGGUUUGAAGGUUCUGGCCGGCUCGGCCUCGGAGGCAAUCGCUGCCACGUGGCUUCGGUCGGCCGCCUCGGCGCUGGCCACGCUGGCGAAGAAGCGCCGGAAGGGGACAAUUGAUGACGUUGUGCUGACAAAGCACUCAGGGGCUCCUUGGAACGUAACGACAAAGAAACUUCGGAGGGUUGAAGACAACCACCUCCGCAAGUCGCCGGUCUGGGAAGCACGGUCUUCAAAAACGUUUGGACUGCGGAUGGACCACGUUUGA